This is a messenger RNA of Acanthopagrus latus (yellowfin seabream), 1444 nucleotides long. It is a transcript of the gene hsd17b8, whose product is annotated as hydroxysteroid (17-beta) dehydrogenase 8. Bases 477 to 1247 code for a protein of 256 amino acids. Gene Ontology annotation, molecular function: oxidoreductase activity, acting on the CH-OH group of donors, NAD or NADP as acceptor. The record is from RefSeq and is a predicted model, not a curated record. The transcript is spliced from 9 exons. NCBI's taxonomy places the organism in Eukaryota, Metazoa, Chordata, Actinopteri, Spariformes, Sparidae.
CAGCUAACUUCUAGUUUAGCGCCCGGCUAACUUGACGGGGGAUAAAAAUAGUUUAGUCAUGCGGCUCUUCUAGACUUUCCAAAUGUUAUUGGACAGAAUGGCUUAAAUCAUGAUAUUGAAAUCAUCAUAUUGAAACGAGUCAUUUCGCGGGUGAUUGUGACGCUCACGAUAAUUUAAACACCGUUUUACAGAUGCUAAGCUAACUUCUAGUUUAGGUUUUUUGCUAGUUAAAUCACUGCCCAAGUUCUGAUGUGAGUCAAAGUGAGUCAAGAUGCAACAAACUGGGGCUAAUCUUCAGAUAUAUAAGGCCAGAAUUUAGAGCUAAUGACAAAGUACUCGUUUAAUAAAUAUAGUUGUUAGUUCUAGUGUUUUUUUUCUAGCUCACAUCCAUUGUAAAUCAGUCCAGUCAUGGUUUUCUGGCGCCCUCUGGUGGACAAACAGAGAACUACAACAACACAGGGAAUAAUCAAACCAUCAUGGCGGCUGCCACAAGGCUCAUAUCAAGGUUGACACUGGUCACUGGUGGAGGCAGUGGGAUCGGACGGUCGGUGUGUCAGCGCUUCGCCUCUGAGGGCGCCUCCGUGGUGGUCGCUGACAUCAGCGAGGAGUCGGCCAAUGAGACCCUGGGGAGUCUGUCGAGUGACCUCAGAGGACAAGGUCACAUGGCGGCUGUGGUGGAUGUGUCGUCAAAAGAGAGCGUGAAGAAGCUGGUCACGAGUAUACAGACUCGUUACUUUCAGCCUCCCUCAGUGUGUGUGAACGCAGCAGGAAUCACACAGGACGACUUCCUGCUCAACAUGGAGGAGGACCAGUUUGACAGAGUCAUCCAGGUCAACCUGAAGGGUUCGUUCUUGGUCACUCAGGCUGUCGCUCAGGCUCUAGUUGCAUGUGGAGCACCCAAAGGAUCCAUCGUGACUGUCGGCAGCAUUGUGGGAAAGGUGGGAAACAUCGGACAGGCGAAUUACGCCUCCUCCAAAGCUGGAGUGGAGGGUUUAACCCGGACGGCUGCCAAAGAGCUCAGCAGAUUUGGGAUUCGUUGUAAUUGUGUGCUGCCAGGUUUCAUAUCGACUCCGAUGACGGAUAAAGUUCCAGAGAAGGUUAUUAGCAAGAUGACGUCUCUGGUGCCUCUUGGCAGGAUGGGUGAGCCAGCAGAGGUCGCUGAUGUCUGCGCCUUCCUUGCUUCUGAUGACUCUCGAUACAUCACAGGAGCCAGAAUAGAAGUGACAGGUGGACUUUUCAUUGGAUAGAUGAGCCGUCCGUCACCCAGAUGACGACCAAUGAAAGGCCAGUUCCUACAUUAGUUUGUCAAACUGAUUCUACUUUUAUCAACUCUUCAGUCACGAGUACUGAGUCCAUUAUGUUUUUAUAAAUCUGGUUGUAAAAAUGUACCAUACAGUGUGAAGCCACUUUCUGUGCCAAUAAAUACCUGUUUGUCAUAUUUAUA